AUGGCAGAAGUGCUGUUGAGAGUGCACAACAACGUUCUCAUGGACGCCAUCACUAUUCAUGUGCAUGGAAUUGACAAACACGACGCUAAAUCUACUGUAAUGCUUUCCAGAGUUGUGGUAUAUGGAUGGUGUAGCGUUUAUUCAACAGUGCCCUAUUCAAAGCACAAAUUAUAUCGAUUCAUUGCGGACAAUAAGGGUACACACUGGUAUCAUGGACAUUUUCAAACGGACAGGGGUGAUGGCUUGCUUGGAGGUAGAUGA
Strongylus vulgaris is the source of this 261-nucleotide messenger RNA. NCBI's taxonomy places the organism in Eukaryota, Metazoa, Nematoda, Chromadorea, Rhabditida, Strongylidae. The record is from the annotation of a GenBank genome assembly.